Messenger RNA from Fusarium coffeatum, 1824 nucleotides. RefSeq lists its product as uncharacterized. Bases 1 to 1824 code for a protein of 607 amino acids. The transcript has a single exon. Gene Ontology annotation, biological process: dephosphorylation. Lineage: Eukaryota; Fungi; Ascomycota; Sordariomycetes; Hypocreales; Nectriaceae. Gene Ontology annotation, molecular function: phosphatase activity. The record is from RefSeq and is a predicted model, not a curated record.
AUGGUCCUACUCAAUAAGUUCGUCGCAGCCCUGCCUCUUGUACCAGCCGUAGCUGCACAGUCAAACAAGGUCUGGGCUGCCGUCGCAUUCAUCAAUCAUGGCGAAACCACACCAGCAGAAACCGAACUCCGUACAGUUCUCACUCCAGAGGGCGCGCAGCAAUUGUUGCGACAAGGAACUGCAUUCCGUGCUCGUUACAUCCCAGAUGGUGUAAGCGAUUCAAACUAUGACAAUAUUCAAACAGCAUAUGUCCAGGACCUCAGUUCUGAUGUGAUCGACAAUACCGCACUUGAUAUCAUCUCCCAGCCCGAUCCUUGGGUAUCUGGUGGUGCUUUGGCUUUCAUGCAAGGCUUUUAUCCACCAGCGCGCGACGCCUUUGACAACAGUACUGGAGGCGAAGAAAUAGCCUUGGACCUGAGCGCAAGUGACAACAGGACUGACUAUCCUCUGAACGGAUAUCAAUAUCCUAAUAUCCGGAUGCCAAGCUACUUUGACCCGGAAUCCGUAACGUAUUUUACCAAACUCAUUCGUAAAAAGAAAAAGAGAAAAGUGACCCGACUAACACGGCGUAGGGUGCAAGGAACCUCGAGAUGUUCAGCCUGGUACACAGAAGUAUCAACAAACUUGACAGACCACGAGUCCAUUAGCAACAUCUACGAGUCGAGUCAGCAGUUCUAUCAAGAUCUUUUCUCUACUCCACCCCUUGAGGGCACAAUCGACAUGCGCUCGGCUAACCUCCGAAACGCCUACAAUAUCUGGCAGUUCGUAGAUUAUCAGUAUCGCCAUAACGAGACUGUCCAUGAGGAAUUGGGCAACGCGAAUGGGACACUUACGCUUUUGAACUAUUACGCCACCAAGAUGGAGCGUGCAGCGAACAGCUACUCGGACAGAUCUGAUGACAAUAGCGAGCUCGGUGUUCUAUACUCCAUCGCCGGCCGCACGCUGGCUUACAAGGUCAUGUCACAGUUCAGAAGCAACAUCCGCUGGGGAAACGACUACAACAAACUUACCUUCAUGUUUGGCUCUGUCGAGCCCAUUGUCAGCUUCAUCUCCCUCUCAGGUCUGCUCACAGAAGAAAAUGUCGAUCAAGAGCCCUGGUCCUCACUUCCUAAGCCCGGUGCGGCACUGGUCUUUGAGCUUUUCGGUGAAGACCCAGACGCCCCUGAUCAAAUGCCAUCGAUAGAUAGCUUGCGAGUCAGAAUGUCAUAUCGCGCCUCAGCAGAUCCAGACGAGGCUUUCCGUAACCAGCCUCUCUUCAAGUCUGGUCCUGAUGGUAUCGCAUAUAGCAACUUUGUUUCGAGGAUGAAUAUGCUCGGAAGAUCACCCAACACGUGGUGCGAUAUUUGCGGUCCGCCAGUGGCUCCCUGGUGCAUCAUGACUGACUCAGACACCGAUACUUGGGACGAUGAUGCUUCAGAUCUGGGCCCAGUUAUAACAGGUAUAAUCGGUGCAGUCAUCGCCAUCGCUGCGAUCGCCGUUCUGUUGGCGUGUUUGUUCGCGUGCGGAGGCUUCCGAAUUCGACGCAAGGGGCCACCGGAAGGACCAAUCAGCACGGCUUCUGCUUCUGCUGUAGGUGCUACAGGAGGCUUUAAAGGGCCAGAGAAGAAAGAUGGCGAUGCGGAUGUUGUGGUGACGAAACAAGGGGUUCAUCACGAGCGUGUUGGCAGUUGGGAACUUCGAAGUCCAAACGAGCUGCCGCCACCUCAGACAUCUGGUAUCGUAACCAAAGAUUUCGACGCACCUCGUCACCGAACGAUGGAUGAUUCUGACGAUGAUAUCAGCGUUGUAGGAGCAGCACCAGUCAAGGCACGGGAGAGUGUUUGA